CCCGCUGCCUUCUUCGUCGCGAUGUAGGGGAGUGUCGCAGGUGUCCUGCUGUUGCUGUUUCGGAAGGGGGAUUGGACUCAAGUAGGGCAAUCCCCACCCAGGUCUUCUCGUGGCCGACUUUGGGUCCCUGCUGGCCCAAAAGCCGCCAGCGUCGCCAUGUUUGGCUGUUUGGUGGCGGGGAGGCUGGUGCAAACAGCAGCACAGCAAGUGGCAGAGGAUAAAUUUGUUUUUGAUUUGCCUGAUUAUGAAAAUAUAAACCAUGUUGUGGUUUUUAUGCUGGGAACAGUCCCAUUUCCUGAGGGGAUGGGAGGAUCUGUCUAUUUUUCUUAUCCUGACUCAAAUGGAAUGCCAGUAUGGCAGCUUUUAGGAUUUGUCACCAAUGGAAAACCAAGUGCCAUCUUCAAAAUUUCAGGUCUUAAAGCUGGAGAAGGAAGCCAACAUCCUUUUGGAGCCAUGAAUAUUGUACGAACUCCUUCUGUUGCUCAGAUUGGAAUUUCAGUGGAAUUAUUGGAGAGUUUGGCUCAACAGACUCCAGUAGGCAAUGCUGCUGUAUCCUCGGUAGACUCAUUCACACAGAAAUCUUGCAGAGUAAUUGUCAGUUACAACCAACUGUCUUUUGGAAGCCAGCAGUUAGCGGAUGAGAAAAGAGAACAGUUUUUGCUAAAACACCUCCUCCUCCUCAGAGUAGUUGGCAUCCUGUGUUGCCAGUCUCCAGCUGUCUGUCUAGACAGAGCCCAGAUUGAACCUGUGAGGUACUGA
Molecule: messenger RNA, 759 nt
Organism: Suncus etruscus (white-toothed pygmy shrew)
Lineage: Eukaryota; Metazoa; Chordata; Mammalia; Eulipotyphla; Soricidae
Product: protein Hikeshi-like
Exons: 2
Coding region: 157-759 (200 amino acids)
Biological process (GO): protein import into nucleus
Cellular component (GO): cytosol; nucleus
Molecular function (GO): nuclear import signal receptor activity; Hsp70 protein binding
Source: RefSeq, a predicted model, not a curated record